AUGUUGCAGGCCCUAAAAUCUGCUCGUACGGGGACACCAUACUGGGCAAGAAAUGCCAUCUAUGCCGACCGCAGUAUUAUCGUCUUGAACAAACCCGCAGGACUUAUCUGUCCAAGCCUCCGAAGCUUCCUCCGAAAACACUUUGACAAAUUUAAUGAUCUACUUCGUGACGUAAAACAAUCUUUUGACUUGGAGAAUCUGCCGUACCCUGUCCAUCGCCUUGAUAAGGCUUGUCAGGCUAUCACCGGGACACUCUUGUUAGCACGUAGCUCUCCAGCUGCCCGGCAGUUCUCGCAACAAUUUCAAUCGCGAGUAGUAGGGAAAACAUACUUGGCUCUCGUCCGUGGAGGAGAGAAGUCUUUUCCAGCUCGCAGUGGAGAGAUUCGAGAUGCCCUGGAAUUUAGUGAUGGGCGCGUGUCUCUGGGCGAGAGCUGUGCCGCCAAGUUUGCUGCCACUGAUUGGGAACUUCUCGCGUCUUCUCCCGUGGCACCGCUGUCAUUGCUCAGGCUUACUUUGCACACAGGAUUGAAGCACCAGCUUCGCAUUCAUUUGUCACAUUCCUUGCACACGCCUAUACUGGGUGAUAACUUAUAUGCGAGGAGUGCCAUUUCCGAGAAGAUUGCAAAGAUUACCCGACUGCCCGAAAAAAGGAUAUUCUUACACGCAGCGCAGCUGACGCUCUCAAGGUACAGAAAGACAGGAUCCGGCAAGCACUUCCGACUGGGGAUCGGGGCGCCUAUACCCAGGGACUUCCUCGCGAUAUGCAGAGAUGCAGGAAUCCCGUUGGAUCAUACAUAUAUUGACGGCGGCCUGUUCGUUGACGGCCAGCAUGUUGAUGAUGUUCCAGAUCUUGAAGGAAGAUGGCUACGAAAUCCUUCAGCACCACGCCCAUGA
Messenger RNA from Suillus paluster, 894 nucleotides. RefSeq names its product pseudouridine synthase. Gene Ontology annotation, molecular function: RNA binding; pseudouridine synthase activity. NCBI's taxonomy places the organism in Eukaryota, Fungi, Basidiomycota, Agaricomycetes, Boletales, Suillaceae. Bases 1 to 894 code for a protein of 297 amino acids. Gene Ontology annotation, biological process: pseudouridine synthesis. The record is from RefSeq and is a predicted model, not a curated record. The transcript is spliced from 7 exons.